Messenger RNA from Topomyia yanbarensis, 950 nucleotides. RefSeq names its product chymotrypsin-2-like. The record is from RefSeq and is a predicted model, not a curated record. The transcript is spliced from 3 exons. Bases 68 to 928 code for a protein of 286 amino acids. Gene Ontology annotation, molecular function: serine-type endopeptidase activity. Gene Ontology annotation, biological process: proteolysis. Lineage: Eukaryota; Metazoa; Arthropoda; Insecta; Diptera; Culicidae.
UCAAAUUUGUAAUCACGAUUCGUCCAACCGACCACCCGCUAUUCAUUGAGUGGCCUGAUUGAUAUUAAUGCUGCUUUGUAAUCUUACAGCAAAAAACCAGCUUCGGAGGUCUUAUCUGAACACCCGUGCAGAUUAUAAAAACGUUUCCCUAAGCUCGAUUUGUCAUUGUAGUUUUCGGCUCGCAAUGUUUCGCUUCUGUUUUGUUCUCUUUUGUUUGAUAGGAGCAGCUUUGGCAGUGCCAACUGCCGAUAAGCGCAUCGUUGGAGGUUUUCCCGCGGAAUCCGGAGAAGCGCCGUGGAUGGUUUCGAUGCGUAACUCGUUGAACAGCCAUUUUUGCGGUGGAACUCUGUUGAAUCAACGAUUCGUUCUAACAACGGCCGUGUGUAUGAGUGGCCGUCUGUCCAGUACCACGAUGGCCGUGGUUGGUUCCCGGUUCCUGAACACCGUAGCUGCCCCCUACUAUGGUCUGCAGACGAUCGUUCAUCCGCAGUACAAUGCGAAUACGUUAGAGUUCAACGUGGCACUAUUUCAAACGAUUCAGAACGUAGUGUUCACUUCAAUCGUGCAACCGAUUCAGUUGGGUGCAAAUUUUGUAAAUGCUGGCAGCCGGGCUCGUAUGUACGGUUGGGGUCCUACCGAAACCGGGGGAAGUAAUUCUAACGCACUGCAAACCAUCAAUCUGAAUGUGAUCGACAACGACAUUUGCCGUAGCUCUCUAGGGGCUGACGGAAUGCGUGUCGGGGCUUCUUCACUGUGCACAUUGACCCGCGAAGGACAGGGACUGUGUACCAAUGAUGCUGGUGGUGCCUUGGUGUUGGAUAAUUUAGCCAUUGGCGUUGCCUCCUGGAAGAUUCCAUGUGCCACUGGUCGGCCGGACGUGUUCGUACGUAUUUCAACGAUACGUGAUUGGGUUGUGAGCAUUAUCUGAGCAAGGAAAACAAGUGGUCGUG